AUUUGAACUCUGAUAAGUAGAUAACACAAGCUGUUGGAUACACCACAAACACCACAGAAUAUGCUGGAUCCUUGUAAUUGAGAGAGAGAGAGAGAGUCCUUCAAGAGAGAGAGAGAGUCCUUCAACGCAUGGAAUCUUCCUCCAACAAUGAGAGUUGUGAUACCUCUGAAACAACUUGUAAUGGGAAAGUUGACCUUGAGGAAGCGUAUCCUCCAAAAUCGGAAGGGACUGUGUCAAUUAUAAGCAGAGGUAAUGGUUUACUGUGCCCCGAAGAUUUUGGGCUUUUCCAAUAUGAAGGCUUUUGGUAUCAUAGUUUCUACUUAGAAGGUGUCAAAUUAGCUCAAGAGCAAUUCAAACCACAAUCUACUGAUAUUUUCCUCUGCAGCGCUCCAAAAUCCGGUACCACGUGGCUCAAAGCCCUAGCUUUUUCCAUUGUCACCCGAACUGAGUUCGACUUCUCCACAAACCCUUUGCUUGUCAAAGUGCCUCAUGAUUGUGUUCCAAUGUUGGAGGUAGACAUUGUAAAAAACAUGUCCGAUCGGAACCUGGAAUUUCCCCUUCUCUCCACACACAUGCCAUAUUCUUCAUUGCCUAAUUCUAUUAUAGAUUCGGGUUGUAGAGUUGUGUAUAUCUGCAGGGAUCCAAAGGAUGUAUUUGUCUCCUUUUGGCAUUUCAUAUGCAAGGCGAGACCUGAAAUUGGAUUUCUACCUAUGGAAGUAAUAUUUGAGCUGUUUUGUCAAGGGGUCUCUUACUAUGGACCCUAUUGGGACCAUGUUUUAGGGUACUGGAAAGCAAGCUUGGAACAACCCGAGCGGGUUUUGUUCCUGAAAUAUGAAGAUAUGAAGAGAGAGACCUCGGUUCUUGUGAAGCGAUUGGCAGAAUUCAUCGGCCACCCUUUCUCCAUGGCGGAGGAGACAGAAGGAGUGGUGGAGAGAGUGAUGGACUUGUGUAGUUUUGAAAAUUUGAGCAAUUUGGAGGUGAACAAGAGUGGGAGGCAUCGCGUGGACACUCUGGUGGCAAUUGAAAACAACACGUAUUUUAGGAGAGGGAAGGUCGGAGAUUGGAAGAAUCAUCUGACAGCUGAGAUGGUGCAGCGUAUGGACCGGAUCACAGAGCAAAAGCUUGGUAGCUGUGGUUUGAUGUUUGGUGGUGAUUCGAAACCGUGAAAUGUCCAGAUGAAUCGCUUGAAGGUGGUUUGCUUAGUUACAGAUCACUGGUUCGACAAAUAAAUGGCUUUGGUUCAUAUUCUGCUCUUGCAUUUCAUUUUAUUGUAUUCAUGCGAUCAUUCUUGUUUUGCUUUUCCAUUGUUUUGAUGAAUAAAUUUGCACGUUAAAUA
This is a messenger RNA of Rhododendron vialii, 1336 nucleotides long. Its product is annotated as flavonol 3-sulfotransferase-like. Lineage: Eukaryota; Viridiplantae; Streptophyta; Magnoliopsida; Ericales; Ericaceae. The coding region runs from base 129 to 1166 and encodes 345 amino acids. The transcript has a single exon. Gene Ontology annotation, biological process: sulfation. The record is from RefSeq and is a predicted model, not a curated record. Gene Ontology annotation, cellular component: cytoplasm. Gene Ontology annotation, molecular function: sulfotransferase activity.